AAGACUGAUAACACCUGACAAGCACGGCUCUAUGGAGAUGUCAGGCAACACAAUGGAAUUAAAGACACAGGUGUGCACGCAAACCGGCAUGUCAGGAACACAUCUGCUGUCGCCUGUGCAGGAGAGAUGCCAGGAUAGAGAGUACAACGUCAGUUUUUGUAGAAGAUAAAGAAACUUAACUUGAAAACGAUGAAGAACUUCAGUGAACAUGAUAAAUGAGAACUUUAUGAAGCUGCCAGAUGUAGCCAAGCCUUGGAGCUGUCCAUUGAAACCUUGCCUCCUCCCUUCAACUCUGAUUCCCAUACUCCCUCCCCCUUUCAGUUAAUCUCUCCCCCUCGCUCUCUUUCUUUCUCUCUCUCUCUCUGUAUGUGUCUCACCCACCUUCAUGCACACUCAGACGCACAGAAACAGAAAAACGAGGAGAAAGCUAGAGAGCACAACUGCGGCGGCAUAAUGGGGAUAUUUUGCGUGCGUGGGCUCCGUCACUGAGGUGUCCGGAGUUCAGCUACAGUGUGCGCACCUCUAUGUGUGAGUGUGUGUGUGUGUGUGUGUGUGUGUGUGUGUGUGUGUGUGUGUGAGUGAGCGUGCAGGCAUUCAGGCAUGAGUGACUGAAAGCAAUCGACACUGUGCAAGGGGGAAAGGAGAGAGGGGGAGAGGAGUGUUGACUCAGUCCGGACACCACAGGAUCAGAGGACGCGGAUGUGCGACAACUACUCCCAACAGCUGCCGCUGCUGUUCUGCAUGCCUUCGCGUCCUCUCAACUUCUGCCAUGGAGAAGCCUCCUCUUCCAGCUCGCCUAUAAUCCACUGAGGGAAACGGGCAUGCAUGGGUGCAAGAGGGGAUCUGGGCUAUCGCAUCUUUUACGUCAGCAUCUCACAGUCUGAGGAAACAUGGUGAGCAAGGAGGGUGGCAAAUGCAUGCUCACCAACUCAGAGUCCGACUCGGAGGCAACGCCUUUGCCCUCCACCUCACUGGCACUGGAGUAUUCCCUGGAAGCCAGUCGACAGGUGAGGAAAAGAAACAAAGCCUUGCAAGUGCGCUUCAAGGACAUCUGCGAGGCACAGAACGAGCAAAGGGAGGCGGAGUUGCAGGCGGCAGGGAAAGGCGGCAAGCCGAUGUCGUACAAAAUGGCGUACCGCAAGUACAUGACCGUCCCCGCUCGCAGAUCUAUUCCAAACGUCACGAGGAGUACGGGUGUCCAGACAUCCCCCGACCUGAAGAAACGGUACCAGACCUUUCCCUUUGAGCGCAAAAAAGGCCACACGUUUAAACAUGUGGCAGCUGUGGAAACGUAUAAAGGUCACAAUAAUGGCUUUGUCAUGGAGGCGAAGCAAUCUAAACUAGCUGAGCAGGGUUUAAACGAGGAAGAGGAGGGAGUGAGCAGGGGGAGAGGAGUCCUGAAGACCAGGGCUCUGCUCCAUACUAAUGAGUGCAUUGCCACAGUGGAACAGCACAGUGCACCUGAUGGCCUGUGCUCUGACGCUGUGCUGCUCAGUUGCACUGCAGACACAGACUGCCUCGAGGGUACGGCAAGAGGAAGUGGAGCUGGAACACAAGGAGAGUACCAGCUUUGCAGCAUCUCGUCCAAAGCCGGAACUGGAUUACAACACAGGGAGUCUGACGUAGACCGCCUGGCCAAGAGGCAGCUGCUCAAUUUGGAUGAAGGUUCAUCCAGAACUCUCCCAGACAGAGCCUCCAAGGUUACAGGCCCCAUCGCCUGGAACUCUCUCACACAGGUAGAGUGCCUGGACAGUCCGUCUGUGCAGAGCAAGAGGAAAAAAGGCCUGCAGCUGAACGGAUUGUCGAGUGAGACUCUACCGAGAGCCAGCAGAGGCUGUACAACGCAGGCGCAGUGCAAUACAGGACAGCUUUCAGCCCGGCCUGUACGGGGCAUGGAGGAGCCUCUGUCAGGCUGCAUAGGUGGUCAAGCUGAUAGGGCCUCGUCUGACCAAACACAAGAAGCCUGCAAGCAAAUAGUGCCUGUAAACCAGGACAGGGAUGUAAAAGCACAGCUCCAAGCCAUGGAAAACCUCAUCAGCUCUAGCCAAGAGACCAUCAAGGUGCUGCUGGGGGUCAUCCAGGAACUGGAAAAGGGGGAAGCCCACAGAGAAGGACUUUCCUAUCGAACCGGACAGGACACCGCCAACUGUGACACAUGCCGGAACAGCGCAUGCAUUAUUUACAGUGUGGAACUGGACUUCAAGCUGCAGGAGGACAAGCUACAGCCCUUGAUGCAAAGGCUUUGUCCCCCAACAGAUUCCCACUUCCCGCCCCUGCCUUACCCCCAGGAGGCCUUCACCUCCACCUCCACCCCCAAACGCAAGUCCAAAGCUGAAUCCAAGAAGCAUGCCCGCUGGAAACUUUGGUUCCUGUGAGAGCUACGGGACCAUCUCCUAACCCUAAAACCGACACAGGAUUUAUGCGGAGGAUCUACAUUUCUACACUUUAUUUGGUUUUUACACCCUGCAGAAUUUUAUAGACCUGGUAAGACAAUUUUAAUGCAGAGCUCCGGACACCAAUGGAUGGUAGGAUAAGUAAUAAAAGCAUUGACUGCAUGGAUAAUUCAUACGGUUAUGUCCAACAAAAAUGGAAUAAGUCAUAACUUUGACCCAUUACCCGAAACAACAACAGGGACACAUAUUCAAAGAUCGGCAAGGUGAAACGACGGGUGUGUUUGCUGCUGUUCCUCAGCUUCUAUUUUUUAUAACUGAUGUAGACCUGCUCCUGUUUCAUGUUGACGGAGAAACGUCCGCCAUAUUUCUAUUCAGCUGUUGGGAUGUUCUCUUUCUUCUAAGCCCCAGGAGAGGCUGGUCGCUCAACGCUGAAGCUCCAAGGCGUCCAUAACCGGCAUAUCAUUGUACUGCAAAGCACAAUUAAAACUUUUCAGGAUUCCAUACCUCCAGAAUAACCAGAGAGAAUCAUUUUGAUCAUAUCAACUAUACGUGACGGAAUGAGGAUUUUCAGUAGCGAAAGACCUAAAGGAGAAUACAUCAGAGAGGGUUUUUUUUUUAGUUCUGUGAUAAACCUUCUUUUCACUUACAAAAUGUGUCAUAAGAACAUCUGACUGGAGAAAAUAAUGAAUAAAUAACACUUAUUUUCUUAAUAAUAUUGGAAAAUUAAAUGUCAUUCUACUUUUUUUCUAUAUAAAUAUAUAUCUACAUAUAUACAUUCACCUAACGAUUAAGCGAAUUAUAUUUAUUUGAACUAAAGCAUAAGGUGUAGUUCAACUACAGUUUAAAAGAGUUGUGCAAUUCCUGUUAAUGCAUCUAAUAUAGUUUUUAGUAAGCUCAUGACGCACUGAUUCAAUAAAACCUCCUGAAAUGAGGGAAUAGACUUCAGAUCUGUAGUUUAUAUACAGUCAUCUUUGGCUUGAACAUCAUUAAUUAUGGGUUUUUGGUGAUGCAUUUUAACCCAUCUUUUUUGAAUUUAGUGUGGAUGUUUUCUAAUCAAAACUGGAUGAGAAUUAUACAUACAGCUUCUGGCCCAGUAUCUCUGAAAUCAAUUUUGUUUUAAAAUGCAACUGCAUUUGUUUCAGAAAAAAUAAAUAGCAAAAAAAUUAUUUUGAUAGAAAAGAACAAACUGAAACAAGAAGAAAAUGGAUUUCAGUGGAGCAAAUUGGUGCACUCCUUAAGGUCAAUAAAAUGCUGGAAGACUACCAUCAAACGCUGCAACCUCACCCCAGAUUAAUGGUUGGUUGAAACUUGGACAUAAUUGGGUAUUUUCACAAGGCAACCAUCCCAAAAUCAAAACUGUUGGGAUGGAUAAAUCUGGCAAACGUUAAGUGUCUGGGAUAACACAGACCUCAAUCUUAUACGUUUCUGGACAAUUUAAAAUAAACUCUACUAAUUCUGAUAAGAAGAGGGCUCAAACAUCCAGACAAACUUAAGAAAGCAAUUUGACGAUUGGGAUUAUUCUCCAACUUCCUAAGGGACAUUUUUUCCAAAUACUUGUUGGUAUAUGCUAACAUAUUUGAGACAGGAUGUAUAAUUUUGACCCUUUCAGGAUUCGAUUAAAAAAAAAGCAAUUAAUUCCGAUUAUUGUUUUUUAAAAAAAAUCAUUGCAGUCUUUUGUUGUACCACCGUUCAAUUUUGUAAAAAAGAAAAAAGAAAAUAAAUCAUUAAAACUCCAAAAUGAAUAUGAAAAUCAUGCCCACUAUGACUGUAUGUAAACUCUGGAUCAGAACCGCUAAUAUAUACGUCGCACACAGAAACAAGGAAAUAAAGUUGUUUUUAGCACAUGUAAGGAACAAGAGAAUAAUCGCUGUGAUUGUAUCACUGCAGUGUCUCAUAUCAGCUCCAACCAGUGACACCAAGCCUAAAAGACUGAAUGUGCCACUUCUGAUCACAACCAGGGCUUCUACAGUGCAGGGUGGCAGGCGCAAAGCCUUGCAUGCUUUUUACAAGCCUUGGACUUUGCAGGCUAUUUUCUAAGCUUUUCAACAAACACUUUUUAAGAAGAACAACAAAAGCCUUUUUUGGUUCCCCCCCCCCUUUAGAAUCUAUUUGACUGAAACAUAAAAAGCUCAUGUGAGUACUCUACGUAUGGUUUUAUAGGAUAUGAACAACCAAAACAUUGCCAGCAUUUACGAUAAUACAUAUAGGCAUGGGCCAGUUUCCCGCAUAUGGAAGAAGAUUUAAAGUUACAGUUUCAAACAGUUUACAUAUCAAAGCAUACGUCCCAAACCUUUAUCUGAUUUGAAACAAAAAAGUGGAACAAAAAUAAAUAGAAAGAACUUCUAGACUUUGCUGGAUCUAACCUACUGAUCACGAAAACUGGGCAAAUUCAAGCUCUAGCCGAAUUCUUCUCUACUUUGUAUAGGCUAUACUUUGUAUAGACUAUUUAUUCUCUGUAUAAAACACAUACAGCAUUGCCACUUCCCCACCUGUUGCUGGGCAGUGCCAGUCAGGUGGCAUAAAGAGGGCUACCAUAAAAACCAAAGUCGUUUGGAAAUGUUUCCACUUUCAAAAGAACACAGAGAGUCAUGGUGUGAAAUCUAAAGCUGUUCAACCCAUCCCUCUAAUAAAGAACAUGUUUUUAAACUACACGUAGCAGGGCUGUUAAGCAACUGAUUAUACGAGCAGAUAGCCUAAUUAUUUAGCUAUUAUCAGCUUGUUUGACUCCCAGAGAGGAAGUCAUGAAACUACUUGCCUUAUUUCUGCAAUGGAUGCAUAAAGCAGACUGCACUACUUGAGGCAAGAACAAAUUGCAGGAUUUUUACAUAUAGUCUACAUAAAAGUAUUGUAAUAACUUAAAAUAGUUUCAGGAUAAAAGAAAGAAACCACAUUUAACAAAUUAACCCACCAACUUAAAUUUUGGAUUACGUGAUAAGAAAAGGGAAUACAUGAUUCUAAACACAAUUUAGGUAGGAGUAAAGUUAUUUGCAAAAAUAUUACGGGACACCUUAAUGUAAGUGAGAAUGAAUCCUACCUCAUCUUUUUUUCCCCCUCAUUUGUUUUAUUUAUUGAUUUUUUACCUUCCUGUGUCAAAAUGACCACCAGCUUUUAGCAGAUGGUAUUUUUUUCCUACACAAAGAGCUCGGGGCCUUGGAGAAUGCCAAGCUGCUUGCCCUGAGUAUAAUUCACAUGAAUACGGAUGGAUAUUCUCUUAAGGGCAUGCCAAACCCUGUUUGCUCAGUGAAGCUAUUUUAAAGGCAGAUCUGCCUUUGCGUCUAGUUUCAGAAUUAGGACUACAUGCACCUGCUAAUAUAUUUGUGAAUGUCCCCCUAAUGCUAGCAUACUUUUUAUAAACCAAAUUAUAGAUACAUGCUAAAUACAACUUUAUUAUGAGGAAUUAUAAGUGGAAAUCAUUUCUACCCUUCCAUUUUAAAUAACAGCAGCUUAUCAUGUAUCGUCAUGGCAGUUUUUCAUAGUAUUCUGACUUGAGUAAAUCUAAUACCGGCCCAUGCCUAUUUGCAAAGAUAUGUUGUUUAGCAUCAUACAGAGCUAAUACUGUUAGACGAUUCUGCAGGCAGCCAGUAUUUGAAAGAGAACAAUAUGAAGUUACCAGUUCCAGUGACGUCACUUUGAAAGGCAAAAGCACUGCCCCAGAAAAAGAGGAAAUGUGCCAUAGUUGUGUCAAGGUAAAGUAUGAACACCUUCAAAACAAGACAUCACUGGUUCAAUCUUCACAAGUUUAAACAUGCUGCAUUCUGUUGGUUAUUUGUAAUUCACUUUUGUAAAUGCCAGGUUGGUUUCAGUAGUUAUAUUGUAGCAUUUAGAAAGAACUAGAUGUUUAUCUGUAGAUUACAGAAGUGCAAUUGAUUCAUUAUGUGCAAUACUGUAUUUUAUACUGUUUUUAAAAAAAAAAAUUAAAUAAAGCUAUUUAAUAUUCUAAAACUGGAAAAAUGCAUGCAAAUUUAAAAUGUCCAACAGUAUCAAUCACCCAAUGCACUGGUUUGUGCAAACUGCAACAUGAAUUUCCACAACUGAAUAAUAAGACUGAACUAAUUUUCAUUCAACUAAUUCUGCAUCAGUUUUUAUUUAUUUUAAAUCUGCAGACUGAACAGUUGCAGAAAAUUAACUAG
Girardinichthys multiradiatus is the source of this 6523-nucleotide messenger RNA. Its product is annotated as inhibitory synaptic factor 2A. The record is from RefSeq and is a predicted model, not a curated record. The transcript has 4 exons. NCBI's taxonomy places the organism in Eukaryota, Metazoa, Chordata, Actinopteri, Cyprinodontiformes, Goodeidae. Gene Ontology annotation, cellular component: postsynaptic density. The coding region runs from base 891 to 2375 and encodes 494 amino acids. Gene Ontology annotation, biological process: inhibitory postsynaptic potential.